Molecule: messenger RNA, 993 nt
Organism: Mitosporidium daphniae
Lineage: Eukaryota; Fungi; Microsporidia
Exons: 1
Coding region: 1-993 (330 amino acids)
Source: RefSeq, a predicted model, not a curated record
AUGAUUCGGAAAUUUCUAUUUCUCGUAACUUUGAUCGCCAUUGUCAUUCUUCGCUCACUGCAACUUUAUGCAGAAGAUCCAGAAACUCUGCUAGCUGAAAACGAUUUGAUAGCCCAAAAAGAGAAAAAAACUCUACUAGCUCAAUACGCUGAAAACCCUGAACAAGUUAUUUUAGAUUUAGAACAUGUGCUGGCCCAAUACAUUAAAAAAGGCGAACAAAAUAUCAUUGCUCUAGAAAACCUACUAUCUCCAGUAAAUCUAAAAAACAAGCGAGCUGAACAGGUUCUAAUGGCUCUAAGCCAUUUGCUAGCUGUAGUAAAUGAGAAAAAGCCACCAUGUACAGAAAAACUAGAACAUCUAAACGAGCUGAUAACCAUAUUUGAUACAGAAGAUCCACAAACUGCAUCGGGUGAAUACGCAAAUGGGGUUAAAACAUAUAGGCUAAAUUUAAUGAAUCUAAUGGAUUUAUCAGAGAAAAAGGCUCAAAAGGCUGAGAAAUUGGAAAAAAAACUACUAGAGAUACUAAAGAUGCAAGAGCUGCUAGAGUCAACAGAGCUAGAGGAGCUAAAAAAGCUACUGGAAUUACCAGAGCUACAAAAGCUACUGGAAUUACCAGAGCUACAAAAGCUACUGGAAUUACCAGAGCUACAAAAGCUACUAGGCUCACCAGAGCUACAAGAACUACAACAGAUAAAAGACCUGCAAGAGCUAAAAAAGCUACUAAAGUCACCCGAUUUUUUAGAUCUGGUGACUCGAGAAGUUCUAGUGGCUCAAAAGAAUUUGGUAUUUCAAGAAUUUCUGGUAGCUGAAAGGGAUUUGAUAGCUCAAAAAGUUCUAACAGCUCAAAGGCAUCUGGUAGCUGCAAAAGUUUUAUUACAAAAACAAGCGCUAAACAUUCUAAAAGCUCAAGUGGCUCGACAAAAUAUGCAAACUUCAAAAGAUGAAAGCGCUCUAAAGAGGAUCUACCAGCUCGGCAAGCUGAAGCUCAGCUAG